GUCCAUGCUUAGACACAAAUAGACACCGUGUGAACGCGCACACACAUUUCAGUUAAGCGCCUCUAGACUGACGCCAUAGGCGCAGAUAGACACCGUGUGCUAUGCGGAAGUCGUUGCAUCUCCCAUUCAGUACUUGAGGAUCCUAGGGGUCCAGGGAUCCUAGGUUCUCAGGGUCUGGUUUUUCCAGGAUGCCAUUCAAGUAAGCUAACAAUACACAUGACAAUAGGUUUUCGUAAAUAGAGCCACGUGUGGACAAAUAACGAUUCAAUUGGUGCUAAUAUGCCCCCGGAUAUUUGCUUAAUGUCUGCAGGGGGUACUGUUUUGACCUGUCUCCGUCCUCGAAAACGGCCAGAUUUUAUAUCAGGUCAUCGUGAUAAAUACGAGUGUCGUGAUCUUUCUGAGUGGUGUUUAAUCGUAAGGGCAGUGGAUUUACAGUCAUCAUGGGCCUAAAAUUUGAGUUUGCUACAGAGCCUUUUCUUUUUCUGUUUAUGUUUGCCCUUGGAGGAAACUUAUCGCUUCUUCCUCAACUGACAAUCGCGAAAAUCUGCCACAACAAAUUCAAUUCUUCCGUCUGCAGCAAACUUGGCCAGAAAGCGUUUAAAGAUGAAGAAAACUAUAUUUACAGCCAAGCAGCUACGUGGAACACGAUUAUAUUUCUAUCAGUAUAUGUGCCAUCCUUAUUUACAAUUCUUCCAGUCGGAGCCAUAUCAGAUAUUAUAAGUAAAAAGAAAUUAUUACUGCUUCCUCCAAUUGCGACUGUUUUGCAAUGUGUUGUCUACAUUUGCUGUGCCCGUUAUAAAGAAUUGAGCGUUGGUUAUCUUGCUGUUGGUUCCUCGAUCACUUGCAUUUACGGUGAUAUCCAAGGCGGGAUCAUGCUUAGCUACUGUUACAUGACAGGGGUCACUGGAAAUGACCACCGCCGAACCUGGCGUAUGGCCAUACUAGAAGGAUCGAUAUUCAUCGGCCAAGGACUCGGUAGUUUCGUGGCAGGUAUUUUGCUCGAAAAGUUUGGAUUCACUGUCGCCUUUUUGUUUCCUGCUUCGAUAGCUUUCUUGAAUUUCGCAUUUGUCCUGUUUUUGUUACCGAAUUUGCCCUCAUCAAGUAACCAUAGCUUGACACAUUCAAACACGGAAAUCGAUGGACACAAAGAUGAAAGUUUUUGCCUGCAGUUGGGGUCAAACCUCAAAGAUAUUUUCAAGAAAAUCGCAAUGUUUGCAAAGAAAUACUUAUGUUCAUCCGGAAAGUUGGUAGUGCUUUUGCUUCUAGCUGCGUUUUUUGCCAAUGGGGCGAUCUUAGGUGAAAACGUAUUGAUCACGUUUUUUCUAAAACACAGCCCGUUGAGCCUUGAUGCCCAGGAAGUUGGACAGUAUUUUCUGAUCCUGCAUUGUACACGGGGUAUUGGUAUAUCAUUUCUUGCGAUCAUAAGUGCAAAGUUUUUCCGCCCAUCAGAUUACAUCGUCACCAUUUUAGGUCUUCUCAGUUUAAUUGCAACCCAUAUCUCACUUAGUUUUGCUAACACGAAGCCAAUGUUAUACGGGCUCUCGGUAUUAUCAUUUGCUUUCCCGUAUGCAAUGUCAACCAUUCGUGCUCUUUUAACAAAGCUGGUCUCGCCCGGAGAUGAAGGAACUGUGUUGUCGUAUGUUGGUUUCAUAAGCUUGAUUGCAGUCAACAUCAUGACAUUUGCAGGGAACAGUUUGUUCAAAGCUACAGCCAAAAUUUUUCCUGGUUUUAGCAUUCUUAUGCUCUCCUGUUCAAGUAUAAUGGCUCUUGUUCUGGUGACGUCAGUGUGGUGCAUUGCAUCUCAUGCAGGCAGAGGUUAUGAGAAAAAUGAAGGAACAGAAUUGAAUGAUGAACAGUGCAAGACGGAAGAGGACCCAUUGAUCGAAAAAUGUUCACAGUAACGUUGUCUUUAAAUUAAACUUGUUUCUUCAUGGGAAAUAAGUAAAAGAAAUUGUUUGAUUUGCAGUGAUGACAGGGUAAUGACAAAGAUAUGUUGCUAUAUCAUUAUUUUGUUAACAAAAGAUCUGACUUAAGGUCAGGAAUAGUUCCAGAAAUUUUUAAAUUAAGAAAGAAAG
This is a messenger RNA of Rhopilema esculentum, 2075 nucleotides long. Its product is annotated as proton-coupled folate transporter. NCBI's taxonomy places the organism in Eukaryota, Metazoa, Cnidaria, Scyphozoa, Rhizostomeae, Rhizostomatidae. The record is from RefSeq and is a predicted model, not a curated record. Gene Ontology annotation, biological process: transmembrane transport. Gene Ontology annotation, cellular component: membrane. Gene Ontology annotation, molecular function: transmembrane transporter activity.